Molecule: messenger RNA, 1935 nt
Organism: Scomber scombrus (Atlantic mackerel)
Lineage: Eukaryota; Metazoa; Chordata; Actinopteri; Scombriformes; Scombridae
Product: gastrula zinc finger protein XlCGF57.1-like
Exons: 6
Coding region: 1-1935 (644 amino acids)
Source: RefSeq, a predicted model, not a curated record
AUGACUUCAGCUCAGCGUUUGAGAGAGUUAAUCAACGAGCGACUAACUGCUGCUGCUGAAGAAAUAUUCCGAGAUUUUCAAACAACUAUCUCAGAGUACGAAGAAGAGAUCAACCGUCAGCGCAGACUGCUGGAUAUCGUUUGGAAACCUGAAAUAAAGUUACACAGAACAGAGCUCCCACAUCAACAUGUCUGUAAGGAGGAGGAGGUUCUCACUGACCAGCAGCUCUGUGACCAGGAGAGGAACUCAAGUCUGGACCAAGAGGAACCAGAGCCUCCACAGAUUAAAGAGGAACUCUGCACCAGUCUGGAGAUAGAACCGCUGCUACUGAAGCCGGAGACAGAAACCUUGAUGUGGACUCCUACUUGUGAGGAAAGUAAAGAUCAGACUCUGGACUUGAGUCCUGAUGAAACUCAGAUUGUGGUAGAGAAAGAGCAUGUUGUCAGCAUGUCAGUUAAAAGCUCUGUGGGUCCAGACCCAAACGAUUAUGACCAGGUCCUCUCUCACAUAUCUCACAUAGCUGAGAACCAAGAUCACAAAGGAGGUCAACACGAAGACUCAGGAUCAACUAGAAAUGCAGAACCAAAACCACAGAAGAGACAUCACAGUAGAGAAAAUAACAACACUGAAGACAAGUCUACCACUUUAAAGAUACAGAGUAAUACAGAGAAACAGUGUUUUAAAUGUGACACUUGUGGGAAAUCAUUUAAGGCAAGGUCCACUUUGCGCAGACAUCUGAGAGUCCAUACAGAUGAGAAGCCACAUACAUGUGACACUUGUGGGAAAAAAUUCUCUAAGCUGGGCACAUUAAAAGUGCACAUGAGAGUCCAUACAGGUGAGAAGCCGUACCCAUGUGACAAUUGUGAGAAGAGAUUCUCUGAGCUGGGCAAAUUAAAAGUUCACAUGAGAGUCCAUACAGGUGAGAAGCCGUACCAAUGUAACAAUUGUGAGAAGAGAUUCUCUGAGCUGGGCAAAUUAAAAGUGCACAUUAGAAUCCAUACAGGUGAGAAGCCAUACAAUUGCAAAACUUGUGGGGAAAAGUUCAGAUAUGCUUCUACCUUGGUGAGUCACAUGAGAGUCCAUACAGGUGAGGAGCCAUAUACAUGUGACACUUGUGGGAAAAAAUUCUCUACGCUGACCAACUUAAAAGUUCACAAGAUAAUCCACACAGGUGAGAAGCCAUAUAGAUGUGACACUUGUGGGAAAAAAUUCUCUACGCUGGGCACAUUAAAAGUACAUCUCAAAGUCCACACAGGUGAGAAGCCACAUACAUGUGACACUUGUGGGAAAUCAUUUAAGGUAAGGUCCAAUUUGCGCAGACAUCUCAAAGUCCACACAGGUGAGAAGCCACAUACAUGUGACACUUGUGGGAAAAAAUUCUCUGAGCUGGGCAAAUUAAAAGUUCACAUGAGAGUCCACACAGGUGAGAAACCGUAUCCAUGUAACACUUGUGAGAAAAGAUUCUCUCGGCUGUUCUUAUUAAAAGUGCACAUGAGAGUCCAUACAGGUGAGAAGCCACAUACAUGUGACACUUGUGGGAAAAAAUUCUCUAAGCUGGGCACAUUAAAAGUGCACAUGAGAGUCCAUACAGGUGAGAAGCCGUACCCAUGUGACAAUUGUGAGAAGAGAUUCUCUGAGCUGGGCAAAUUAAAAGUUCACAUGAGAGUCCAUACAGGUGAGAAGCCGUACCAAUGUAACAAUUGUGAGAAGAGAUUCUCUGAGCUGGGCAAAUUAAAAGUGCACAUUAGAAUCCAUACAGGUGAGAAGCCAUACAAUUGCAAAACUUGUGGGGAAAAGUUCAGAUAUGCUUCUACCUUGGCUGGGCACAUUAACAGUGCACAUGAGAAGACACACAGGUGGCACUGUGAUACCAGGUUCAGUAAGAAACCUCUAACUCAAGCCCAUGUUACUCCCACAGGAGCCAAGUACCCCUGA